UCAUAAUGCGUUGUGGACAUUGACGCCCGUCUACUGGAGCUUAAUGGUUAGUUUCAGUUCCAAAAGGAUUACAGCGGUGCGUCUGUAGCAGCACAGUGCACAGUCGCCAUGCGCAAAAAUCCUCUUUUGGUUGCAGUCACUGUUUCAAAAGUAGGCUAUCUUCUGUGAUUAAUCGGUGAAGUCGCAUCUGCUGCUCAAAUAUGAGACUCAAAGUUCAUUCAUCAGCAAGGUUGCCUCUGAUCUCGUUCUCCAAUUGUUUUUUGGUGGACUGAGUAAUAAUGUCCCAGCUGUACUACCGCAGAACGGAUAACUCCUCUUACCGGGAUCGCAUACCGCUGCGGAUUGUGCGCGCCGAGACGGAGCUGUCAGCGCAGGAGAAGUCCUACCUCAGCGCCGUGGAGAAUGGCGAUUAUGCCAGCGUGAAACAAGCUCUGGAAGAGGCGGAGAUCUACUUCAAAAUCAACAUCAACUGCAUUGAUCCUCUGGGGCGCACGGCGCUGCUCAUCGCCAUUGAGAAUGAGAACUUGGAGAUCAUUGAACUGCUCCUCAGCUUCAACGUGUAUGUCGGCGACGCUCUGCUCCACGCCAUCCGGAAAGAGGUGGUGGGAGCCGUGGAGCUCCUGUUGAACCACAAGAAGCCAAGCGGGGAGAAACAGGUACCUCCCAUACUGCUCGACAAACAGUUUUCAGACUUCAAUCCCGACAUUACCCCCAUCAUCCUGGCUGCCCACACCAACAACUAUGAAAUCAUCAAGAUGUUGGUUCAGAAAGGUGUGUCAGUCCCACAGCCUCAUGAGGUGCGCUGUAACUGUGUUGAAUGUGUCUCUAGUUCAGAUGUGGACAGUCUGCGACACUCGCGCUCACGGCUAAACAUCUACAGGGCCCUGGCAAGCCCCUCUCUCAUCGCCAUAUCCAGCGAGGAUCCCUUCCUCACCGCUUUCCAGCUUAGCUGGGAGCUCCAGGAACUCAGCAAAGUGGAAAACGAGUUCAAAGCCGAGUACGAGGAGCUCUCUCAUCAGUGCAAACGCUUUGCAAAGGAUCUUCUGGACCAGACCAGGUCCUCACGAGAGCUGGAGUUGAUCCUUAACUUCCGUGACGAUGUCAACCUACUUCAGGAUGAGGCCACCAAUGAGCUGGCUCGCCUGAAAUUGGCCAUCAAAUACCGCCAGAAAGAGUUUGUAGCACAGCCAAACUGCCAGCAGCUGUUGGCCUCACGCUGGUAUGAUGAAUUUCCUGGCUGGAGGAGACGCCAUUGGGCUGGCAAGUUCAUCACCUGCGUUUUCAUUGGCCUGAUGUUCCCCCUACUCUCCCUCUGUUAUCUGGUGGCACCCAAGAGCCGCUAUGGCCUCUUUAUUCGCAAACCCUUCAUCAAGUUCAUCUGUCACACUGCCUCUUACCUGACCUUCCUCUUUCUCCUGCUACUGGCCUCCCAGCACAUAGUCUCCAACAAUCCUGAUCGACAAGGUCCCAAACCCACCACUGUGGAAUGGAUGAUCCUGCCCUGGGUUCUAGGUUUCAUAUGGACAGAGAUCAAGCAGAUGUGGGAUGGUGGAUUUCAGGAUUACAUCCAUGACUGGUGGAAUCUUAUGGACUUUGUGAUGAAUUCCUUGUAUCUUGCAACCAUUUCACUAAAGAUGGUGGCAUAUAUCAAGUACAGUGGCUGCAAACCCAGGGAUACUUGGGAAAUGUGGCACCCCACACUGGUGGCUGAGGCAGUGUUCGCCAUUGCCAACAUCUUCAGCUCACUGCGUCUCAUCUCACUCUUCACGGCCAACUCCCACCUGGGUCCACUUCAGAUAUCAUUGGGUCGAAUGCUCUUGGACAUCCUGAAGUUCUUGUUCAUCUACUGUCUGGUGCUGCUGGCCUUCGCCAAUGGACUCAAUCAACUCUACUUCUACUACGAAACUAGUAGUGAUAGCACGAACUGCAAAGGCAUCCGCUGUGAACGUCAGAACAACGCUUUCUCAACGUUAUUUGAGACCUUGCAGUCUUUGUUCUGGUCCAUUUUUGGGCUGAUCAGUUUGUAUGUGACCAAUGUCCAAGCUGACCACAAGUUCACAGAAUUUGUGGGUGCUACCAUGUUUGGUACCUAUAAUGUAAUCUCCUUGGUGGUCCUUCUCAAUAUGCUCAUUGCCAUGAUGAACAAUUCCUAUCAGCAUAUUGCAGACCAUGCUGAUAUUGAGUGGAAAUUUGCCAGAACUAAAUUAUGGAUGAGCUAUUUUGAUGAAGGAGGCACCCUACCACCUCCCUUCAACAUUAUCCCCAGUCCCAAAACCAUGUGUUACCUUAUUACAUGGAUUAAGGUGCAUGUUUUCAAGAGGAGGUCAAAAAGGACUGAGACAUUUGAGACAUUAGGGAGAAGGGCAGCUGAAAACGUGAGAUUCAACCACCAAUACCAGGAGGUCUUGAGAAACUUAGUAAAACGAUAUGUGGCUGCUAUGAUUCGAGAUGCCAAGACUGAGGAGGGACUCACAGAGGAGAACUUUAAGGAGCUGAAGCAGGACAUAUCUAGCUUCCGCUACGAGAUUAUAAGAAUGAUGAAAGGCAACCGAAAAAGUAUUCGUGUGAAUAAACCAAGCACAACAGCUUCUGAUGUUUCCCACCCAGAAUAUUCAUUUCAGCGUUCCUCAACUCUUCAGCAAAACAACAAGCUAAGUUUGAAUGAUGUCACUACAGUGCUGCAGCAUCACAAAUCUGAAGAGACAAGGGACUCUCUCUGCUGUCUAACCAAUGGCUCAGCGUUAGCUUUGGCUGACCCAUUAUCUAAAGACAAAGCCAGGAAAGACUUCCCUAAAGAUUUCACUGACUUUGGGUUAUUCCCAAAGACCCACAAACAAACUGGCCUUUGUCUCAACCCAAAUAAGAUCUACUCUCUCACCGAGGAGACAAGGGAGUCAGAUACUGACAUAUUAGACUGGGUGAUGGAGGAAACAGUUGAGAAACCACUGACAGAAGAGGCUGAGAUGGUUGAGAAUGAAUCAAAGUGCCUGAUGGAGCAAGAGGAAAUUAUAUUGGAUAAAGUAAAAGAGCACAUUGAAUCUCCACAUUAACACUAGGUAUAAACUGUUAUGUAACCAAGGAUUAUCUGAAUCACAAAUUUACAGGAUUUACAGUGUCAGAGAUGGAGCAAUAUGCUUUUUAUACACAGAGGUAAGGUAAAGUCUCCAAGUCUUUUGACAUUUUGUUCCUGAGAAAGUGUUAGGAAAAGGUAUUUAUGUGGACUCUAGAAACUCAUUGCUGGGACUGCAGAUGCCAAGAGCAUGCAUAAAUCUCCCCAGAAAAAACAAACAAACAAAGCACUAUAAAGUGCUGUUAAAUAGUUUUAAAAAGGAAAGAACAAUUGGAUUAAGUUUCUAUCCAAUGGACUAUAUCAUGUUCCGAUUCAAACACUUGUUUGGACAUGAUAAAUAUAAAACAGUGGGCAUGUCUAAAAUUAAUGUUAAACUGCAAAAGCACUUAACUUUGAUGUCAAUGCUCAAAGAAAUUGCUGAAUAUUUAUGAAACUGAAUAUUCAGUCAAAAUUAUGUUGUUAUGUAGAACUGAAUAUGACAAAUAAUAGUUACACAGCCUACAAUCUAUGCAAUCUAGGUGUAGCAUUCACAUAUAUAUAAAUGUGAGUACCAAUACUACACCAGAUUUUCUAGCAUCAUCCUUAAUAUUGUGAUAUUGGAUGUGUAUCAGAAAUUGAAAGGUUCUGAGCUCUAAUACAUAACAGUUUUGCUUGAUUUUAGAGGGCUACAUGACAUCUACAUGACUAUAAUAUUUGAACUGUGGUUAUUUGAAAAAUAAACACUGUCCUGGUAAGAUCA
Messenger RNA from Myxocyprinus asiaticus (Chinese sucker), 3809 nucleotides. Its product is annotated as short transient receptor potential channel 4-like. Gene Ontology annotation, cellular component: membrane; cation channel complex. Lineage: Eukaryota; Metazoa; Chordata; Actinopteri; Cypriniformes; Catostomidae. Gene Ontology annotation, biological process: regulation of cytosolic calcium ion concentration; calcium ion transmembrane transport; manganese ion transport. Gene Ontology annotation, molecular function: protein binding; store-operated calcium channel activity; inositol 1,4,5 trisphosphate binding. The coding region runs from base 279 to 3050 and encodes 923 amino acids. The record is from RefSeq and is a predicted model, not a curated record. The transcript is spliced from 11 exons.